Messenger RNA from Salmo salar (Atlantic salmon), 4694 nucleotides. Its product is annotated as oxysterol-binding protein-related protein 6. NCBI's taxonomy places the organism in Eukaryota, Metazoa, Chordata, Actinopteri, Salmoniformes, Salmonidae. Gene Ontology annotation, molecular function: cholesterol binding. Gene Ontology annotation, cellular component: perinuclear endoplasmic reticulum; cytosol; nuclear membrane. The record is from RefSeq and is a predicted model, not a curated record.
CGGAUCCAGUCCGGUCAUUUCUUCCCUCCAAAACUCAUCCUUGCUGCAGGGAGGAGCAUUGAGCAUCCGUCUCACUGUAUUCAAGAACACGGAUAUAUACAGUACUUUUUUGACUUUCCAUUGCUUAUGUGCAAAACCUUUUUAUAUCAUGUAUUAUAUUCACAAGGGGUUUCAACGCGGAACCUUCUAGCUAUCAUCUGCCUCAAGAAGGGCGCGGGUUUUUCAGUUGCAUAGGGAAGUCGUCUCAUUUUAUUUCCUGCGCCAAAAAAAAUGCAAUGGCAUGGUCAAUACAAUAAAACCUCGAUGAGAGGAGCGUGAGCCGGGGGAAGUGUGCUGCAUAACUGCCUGAGAUAAUGCUGUUGACACGCGCAGCCUGGAGCUGCUGCUGAGGGAGGAACAGACAGUCCUGUACAGUCAGGGAGCAACUCACAGAGAGGGAGGGGGACCAUGUCCCACCACCACCACAGGAACCCCAGCCAGGGCAGCCACCGCACAAUGAGCGCCGAGGAGAGGAGCUCCACGCCCAUCCGCCACCACAAGACGCCUACACACAAGAGCGCCUCGUCGUCCUCCUCGUCCCAGCGCGACAGCCGCCAGGAGGCAGACAGCUGGGAAAUCAUUGAGGGGCUGAAAAUCGGUCAGAGCAACGUCCAGAGGCCAGAUAAACACGAAGGCUUCAUGUUGAAGAAGCGGAAAUGGCCACUGAAAGGCUGGCACAAGCGUUUUUUUGUCCUGGACAAUGGGAUGCUGAAGUACUCCAAGUCACCAAUUGAUAUUCAGAAAGGCAAGCUGCAUGGCUGCAUUGAUGUGGGUCUCUCUGUCAUGUCCAUCAAGAAGAGAGCCCGCCGCAUUGACUUGGACACAGAGGAGCAUCUCUACCACCUCAAGAUCAAAUCUCCAGACAUCUUUGACUCCUGGGUGGUCAAGCUGCGCCACCACCGUCUCUACCGGCAGAAUGAGAUUGUCCGCUCCCCCCGAGACGCCACCAUAAGGACGUUUCCUCCCCCUGCCAGCACUGAGUCCCCCAUCCCUCACCCCCACCCAGCCUCCCCCGCUGCAGGACAACAUGAAGUAAAGCAGACCAAGCCCACCAGUCUUCCACCAUGGCAGUCCCCCCCAGCCCCCUGUAGCAGCACCAGUCCCCCAACAUGGCAGUCCCCCCCGGCCCCCAGUAGCAGCACCAGUCUUCCAGCAUGGCAGUCCCCCCCAGCCCCCAGUAGCAGCACCAGCCUCCCACCAUGGCAGUCCCCCCAGGCCCCCAGUACCAGGAGCAGCCUGCCUGCCUCCUACAGUAAUGGACAGAGCAAGGUGGCUGCAUGGCUCCAGGAGUCAGAGGAGAUGGACAAGUGUACAGAGGAGCUCGCCCGCUGCCAGUCCAGCCUGAUUGAGCUGAGCAGGUUACUGCAGAGCCUGGAGGGCCUACAGAGGACCCAGUCAGCGCCCAAUUUCACUGACAUGCAGCAUAGUUCUGUAGACAUGUCAAAGAAAAACAAGCGCAUGAACAGAAGAUGGAGAGCCAAAAGUGUCUGCAAAGAUUCAAAAUUGCAGAAUCAGGUCCCCUCUCUCCCUGUGAGUGCCAGUAUGUCGCCCACGCGCCUCCACUCCUCCAACCCCAACCUGUGCGCUGAGCAGGUGGACUUCCAGACCCCUGUCUCUCGCCAGAUUCCUGACAACAUGGAGUGUGGCGGUGACUACAUCAAACUACAGGAGGACUUCUGCCUCAUCGCUCAGAAAGUCCACUCCAUGUUGAAGUCUGCAUUCAACACGGUGGCCAUGGAGAAGGAGAAGAUCAAAUCUGUUUUCUCAGACCAGGAGCAGUCAGAGCGGUCUGCCCAGGUCAUCACCCUCAGGAAGUCUCUGUCACAGGCCCUGUCCCAAAACGCUGAGCUUAAAACCCGACUGGGCCGCAUCCACUCUGAGUCGGUCCUGUCUGAACAAACGAUCAGUGUGAACCUCAUCACCAGUCCUGAUGAGGGGGGGGAGCAGAGGGGAAUCCCUCUGACUCAACAGACGUCCAAUGAGAGCAGGCUGUCUAUGUCAGAGUCUGUGUCGGAGUUCUUCGAUGCCCAGGAAGUACUGCUGUCAGCCAGCUCGUCAGAGAACGAGGCCUCAGACGAUGAAUCAUACGUCAGCGAUGUGAGCGAUAAUAUUUCAGAAGACAAUGCCAGCGUGACUGAUAACGUCUCCAGACAAAUGCCGAACGGAGACCUGGCUGGAAGUGCCUUCCGUAACGGGCGACGCCCGUGUCUCCCCGCCCCCUCGCCAGACUGCAGCAACAUCAACCUGUGGAACAUCCUGAGGAACAACAUAGGGAAGGACCUGUCCAAGGUGUCCAUGCCUGUGGAGCUCAAUGAGCCCCUCAACACCCUGCAGCACAUGUGUGAAGAGCUGGAGUACACUGAGCUGCUAGACAGGGCUGCCGAUACGGAGGACCCCUAUGAACGCAUGGCCAUUAUGGCAGCGUUCGUCAUCUCAGGGUACUCCUCCACGUACUACAGAGCGGGAAGCAAGCCAUUCAACCCUUUACUGGGAGAGACAUAUGAAUGUAUCCGUGAGGACAAGGGCAUGUGUUUUAUCGCUGAGCAGGUGAGCCACCAUCCACCCAUAUCAGCUUGUCACGCUGAUUCCAACAAGUUCACCUUCUUGCAAGACGUCAGAUGGAAAAACAAAUUCUGGGGGAAAUCAAUGGAAAUCCUCCCGAUUGGCACCGUUAAUGUUAUCCUUCCAAGCUUUGGUGACCACUAUGAAUGGAACAAAGUCACCACCUGCGUGCACAACAUCCUAAGCGGCAGAAGGUGGAUCGAACACUACGGGGAGAUCACCAUUAGGAACACCAAAAGCAGUGCCUGUAUCUGCAAACUUACCUUCGUCAAGGGAAAUUACUGGAGUUCUAAUGUGAAUGAGGUUCAAGGGUUUGUGAUGGACCAAGAGGGAAAGGUAGUGCGUCGGCUGUUCGGAAAAUGGCACGAGGGCCUUUACUGUGGAGUCCCGCCCUCUGCCAGAUGCAUCUGGAGGCCAGGGUCCAUGCCCACAGACUACGAGCUGUAUUAUGGCUUUACCAGGUUUGCCAUUGAGCUCAAUGAGCUUUGCCCUGAGAUGCAAGACCUGCUACCACCCACAGAUGCCCGCUUCAGACCCGAUCAAAGACACCUGGAGGAGGGGAAUGUGGAAAUGGCAGCCUCAGAAAAGCAGCGUAUUGAGGACAUGCAGCGCACCAGGAGGAAGUGGCAAGACGAGAACGACAUUAAGCAUGAACCACGCUUCUUCAAGAAAGUGGUUGAUGCCAAUCAAAGGGAGCGCUGGGUCACUAACAACACCUACUGGGAGCUUCGCAAAUCCCCCGGCUUCAUCAACAUGGAAAACCCUAAUCUAUGGUAGCAUAUGGGUCGCUAUGCACACCAUGUCAUCAUCGCUGUCAAAGGCUUUUAACUAUGCACAAUGAGGUUUUCAAAUGAAUAUCUCAUUGACAAAAUGACAGUGUGGAAGGAUACAAGAGCUGAGAUGAGUUGAUGACUUACCGUCGCCCUAUUCAGCCGGCCAGUCACCCAUCCAAGCAUCCUCUUGGAUCCCCCUCAUUGAGCUUGGUGCGGAGGCUGGGUUGUCAGGGCAACAAUCUUACCACGUAGAUCUAUCCUAAGUCGUUUUGUGUUUGUCCUUGCCUUAAAGUCAUCUAUCCACACCACACAUUUUAAAGCUUUUAGUGAAACCCACUUGAGUUCUGAAAGCGGUUUGAUUUAGACUAGUGUUUGUUCUGAAAGCGGUUUGAUUUAGACUAGUGUUUGUUCUGAAAGCGGUUUGAUUUAGACUAGUGUUUGUUCUGAAAGCGGUUUGAUUUAGACUAGUGUUUGUUCUGAAAGCGGUUUGAUUUAGACUAGUGUUUGUUCUGAAAGCGGUUUGAUUUAGACUAGUGUUUGUUCUGAAAGCGGUUUGAUUUAGACUAGUGUUUGUUCUGAAAGCGGUUUGAUUUAGACUAGUGUUUGUUCUGAAAGCGGUUUGAUUUAGACUAGUGUUUGUUCUGAAAGCGGUUUGAUUUAGACUAGUGUUUGUUCUGAAAGCGGUUUGAUUUAGACUAGUGUUUGUUCUGAAAGCGGUUUGAUUUAGACUAGUGUUUGUUCUGAAAGCGGUUUGAUUUAGACUAGUGUUUGUUCUGAAAGCGGUUUGAUUUAGACUAGUGUUUGUUCUGAAAGCGGUUUGAUUUAGACUAGUGUUUGUUCUGAAAGCGGUUUGAUUUAGACUAGUGUUUGGAUUAGGCCUUUGACUACCUACUAAUGUAUGUGUCAUGCAUGUUUAGAGUGCAGCUUUCAUUGGCAUAUCCUAUAUAGACUAACAUUAUUUGUUUUAAAAACAAAAAGAAGAUAAAGAAGUCUGAAGUUUUUGUAAAAUAUCUUCAACGUCAUAGAAUUGAGUGAAGAUUUAACUAAUAUACAAUAUUGGAAGAUUGCUCUUAUUUCUUUUUUAAUUAGCCAUUUGCAUUAGUUCAGUCUCUAUCAUAGCUGUAUUCUCUAUUGGGUCACACAUUGUUUGUGAAAGUUAAAGAGAUUCUCCGAUACUUUUCUAUAGUUUUUAGCUAGUAGUUCUGAAAGUAGCACUCACGAGCCAAAAAAGUGGUCCCCGAAAAUUGCGUACUACAUCACAUACAGUGGGGAGAACAAGUAUUUGAUACACUGCCGAUAUUGCAGGUUUUCCUACUUACA